This is a messenger RNA of Syngnathoides biaculeatus (alligator pipefish), 1368 nucleotides long. It is a transcript of the gene cenatac, whose product is annotated as centrosomal AT-AC splicing factor. The record is from RefSeq and is a predicted model, not a curated record. The transcript is spliced from 11 exons. NCBI's taxonomy places the organism in Eukaryota, Metazoa, Chordata, Actinopteri, Syngnathiformes, Syngnathidae. Bases 113 to 1171 code for a protein of 352 amino acids.
UUUUCUACGUAUUGACUGUUUCGUUCUUGUUUGGCGAUCCUAAUGUAUUUUUAAAUGCUGAUUAGAGGUGAAAAUUAGUGUGGUUAUCAUAUUUUUUACGUUAUUGGACUACAUGGGUGCUUAUUACUGCGCCAUAUGUAGGCAAACUGCAUUUAACGGGAAAGGACAUAUCUUCGGGAAGCAACACCAAAGCAGACUAAGGCUUGUGCUGAUGAAAUUCAUAGAAAAGGUGAAGGAAGCUCGCCGAACACUUAAAAAACCAGAAGUGGAAAAGUUUGAUUGUAUGCAACAUAUGAAAACCUUUUGGUGUCACUGCUGUGGCCUGGAAGUGGAACGAAAUGUUUCAGAUGGCAACAUAACCGUAUUACAUGGAGGAUUGUUGGAGCACAUGGCCACGUCAGAACACAGGAAAAGUACCCACAAGUUCUGGUGGGAGAACAAAGCAGAUCCCAAGCUAAAAGACAAAGUCAUCAUCACACAGGAGGAGACUGAACGGUUCAAAGCUGAGGUAUCCAAAGUUUUGGAAACAUAUGUGGAGAAAGAGGAUGAAUUCAUUAAACAGCAAGCAGAGUUGAUCCGAGUCCAAGAGAAAGGACGACAAGAGCUCCUUGAGUCGCUUCUCGAGCAUGCAGCACAGCCGGAGUUGACCAACGGGCCUAACGGAACAAAAGAGGCAGCAGAGGCUGGUGUCAGCUUUCAAAGGAAAUCAUGGGGAGGCCACCACCAAACGGGGAGCAGCAAUGUUGACUCGAUAGUCGAUGCACAGCAACAGGGCCUGACUUUCAUUGGUUAUCAGGAUUCAUCAAACAGCGGAAACAUACACACAGGUGCUGUCCCUCCUUGGCUCCAGGAUGAUCCUUUGGAGGGGACGUCGACAAGUGCAGCACCUCCUGAGAUUGGCCCAUCUGCCCAGGAGUUCCUCAGACUCAAGGAGCAAGAGAAGACGAAGAAGCUCCCCCCUAACAGAGUGGGGGCCAACUUUGACCACAGUUCCUACACAGAUGCCAACUGGUUGCCCUCUUUUGGUCGUGUGUGGAAUAGUGGCAGACGUUGGCAGUCGAGACACCAGUUUCGACAGGAGGAAGGCCAGAAGAACAAGGGGAAGAGGAAGAUGAAGCAUGGUGCUGAAGGGUCCAAAAAAGCAAAGGCAGAUACAGAGGACGACUGUUAAAACAAAAUGUGAUAUUUUUUAAACUGCCAGAACAUGAUGGUAGUAGAUAUGAUUGUUAAAGGGGACAUGUUUUCCCAACAAUUUUUUUCAAGUAAGAUGGAUGUAUUGUAAUAUUGUCUCUUUUGGUCAUCAGUAAACGUGAAAUUUGAAUCAACACUGGUCAUGCAUUCUUGAAGACCAGAUAUUUUUCUCCCGAG